GUUCAGGGCGACCCAGCUCGGCUGCCUCGGAAUUUUGGACGACGAGUUGGAUGUUAGACUUCCACUUGGUAGCGGUUCAUGUGAACCAUGGAGCCGUGUCGCGAAACUGACGUGUCGUUAUAAUUGCGGAUGUGGGACGGUGGCCGUGAAGGAGUCAAAUGAUGUCAUCCCAGAGAGUUGUGUCUGAGGCUAACCUGUUUACUAUCUCAAGCUAGCGUAACAUCGGCGAUGUGCUUGUAGUCCUUUCUGCUCACCGGACACAUUUUGACUGCAUGGCUUGAGUUCCACCUGGUGGAUGGAUGUGCCGCUCGACCGGGACUAACUGGAGCCAACAUGUACGCGGGACGCAAGAGAAGAAAACCGUUUCAGAAAGGAACCAAAAUCACCCCAACUGAAGGGGACAAGUCCAACCCAUCCAAACGGCACCGUGACCGUCUGAACUUGGAGCUGGACAGGCUCGCCGGCUUGCUGCCCUUCCCGCAGGAUGUCAUCUCCAACCUGGACAAACUGUCUAUACUGAGGCUCUGUGUCAGCUACAUCUGGGCUAAAAGAUUCUUUUCAGUGGCGUUGAAAAAACAUCUCUCCAGUGGCGUGAGCAAAAGUACUGACCAGCAAGAUGACGAGGUGCCGGAACAGACAGCGCGAUGUAUGCCAGAAGGGGAACUGCUGCUUCAGGCUCUUAGUGGAUUUGUCCUGGUGAUCACAGCUGAGGGAAUCAUCUUUUACUGCUCUCAUACCAUCCAGGAUUACCUUGGUUUCCAUCAGACGGAUGUGAUGCACCAAAGCGUGUUGGAGCUAAUCCACGCUGAAGACCAGCAAGAAUUCAAGAGGAAUCUGCACUGGGCGCUCAACCCUCCUGAGGGCCGUGGAACCCCUUUGGACAUCGCAGCAGUAGAGGGCGAGUCAGGUUCCUCCUCGUUGGUGAGCUACAACACUGAUGAGCUUCCUCCUGAAAACUCAUCCUUCUUGGAGAGAAGCUUUGUCUGCCGCUUCCGCUGCCUACUUGACAAUUCUUCCGGCUUCUUGGCAAUGAGCAUCCAGGGUCGGCUGAAAUUCCUCCACGGACAGAGUGGACUGCAGUGGACUAAUGAGCAAGGUGCCCCGCUUCAGCUCGCCUUGUUUGCCAUCGCCACUCCCCUGCAAUCACCAGCUAUUCUGGAAAUCAGAACAAAAAGCAUGAUCUUCAGAACUAAGCACAAGCUUGACUUCACUCCAAUGGCCUGUGAUGCUAAGGGUAAAAUUGUGCUGGGUUACACUGAGGCAGAGCUACGUGUCCGAGGUUCGGGAUACCAGUUCAUCCAUGCAGCUGACAUGCUGCACUGUGCUGAAAAUCACGUCAGAAUGAUAAAGACUGGUGAGAGCGGCCUCACCGUCUUCCGGUUGCUCACCAAGGACAACAGAUGGAAGUGGGUCCAAGCCAACGCCCGUCUUGUCUACAAGAAUGGGAAACCGGACUACAUUAUCGCCACACAGAGGCCGCUGGUGGACGAGGAAGGAGGAGAACACCUGAAGAAACGAUCCAUGCACCUUCCUUUCACCUUUGCCACUGGCGAGGCACUUCUCUACCAGACUGGUUACCCACUCUAUGGCUUCCAGGAAAAUCUCAAGGGCAAAGCCAAAUGCAAGAGGGGGAAAAUGGAAAAGAAGUUCUCAGAGGACAUGCAUCCAAAGUCCUUGCUGGAAGCACUGAUGAGCCAAGAUCACUCUGUUUAUGUCUGCCAACCUGAUUCAGAGGCUCACAAUUCCUACGCUUGCAGUACUUUUAGCAAAGAGCAAGGAGAGACUUCUGGAUUUGGCGACAGCUGGCAGAUGACAGCAAGAUGCAACAGAGAAAUGUCCAUGUGUGAUCCACUGCUAGCCACCCUGGACUCUCUGUCUCUGGAUGGAGAGGAAACUUGCUCUAACAGCGAAAUCCUCAGUGCUUUGGAGAACCUAGGCCUAAAUGCCGAAGACCUAGAACUUUUGCUUUUGGAUGAGAAGAUGAUCCAGGUAGAAAUGGAUUCCAGCCAUUUCUCGACACUCAGCGAGCUCACCAACAAUGAAAUCCUCUCCUACAUUCAUGAGUCAUUGGAGAUGGGAUCCAAUAGAGAACAACACAAUGACAUAGUUGGAUUCGGACUAUAUAACCGUUCUCCAAACUCUUCCGAAAGUGCCAACCAACAGGUGCAGGCACAUUGUGUGCCUACUCACCCUACCACUCUGUCCAUCAGCGGGCAAAUGCAGCAGCUGCCCAUCAGUGCAGGUGGGAUUCUGUUUCCUUCUGGAAGUGUAGACGCCAGCAGACUCUCUGGCAAGAGCCAAUGGAUGCUAUUGGCUGAGAAAGCCUACCAUAGUGACAGGCACACUCCUCCUCAUCCUCUUGUCAACGGGGAGAACAAAGACAUCUCACCACUGGAGUCAAGUCACCCUUGGCAGCCAGGAAACAGCCAGACUUUGUUACAUGACUCCCAGAGCCUGGAAAGAACCUUUAGGCGCAGUAAACAUACUACUUUCCUUCAGAAUGCGCUGGUUGACCCUGUAGUCUCAAACAUACCACAUGCGGGCAGUUCAGCACUGAAUGGCACAAAUGUUUGUCACUACGAACAUUUGGUGGACUCUGCACAGCCACACACACUGGAGGGUCAGCAAUCUCACAAGCUCCAGAGUCCAGCUCUGUACCCAUGUUUGGCUCAGUGUUCUCAACAAAGUGCUGCUAUGGAGCAGGAGCAAUUGGUGGCUCUGACGCAACCUUCAGUCGACGCCUAUAGUCUGUUCAACACCACCAACACCACACAGGGUGCCCGCAACCAGCUGGAGAAUGGUUGCCUCCUCAACGUCGCCAAUGCCACCUUCAUCCAGACCUGUCUCAUGUCCAGUGGGAACAGAGAGGUGGCAGCCAACGUCCCAAUCUCGUGCCCUGACGGACUCCCAGACACCCAAAAGUCAGGAUUUAUCCUCUGACAAGGAGGUACCAAAUCUAAAAUACAAAGAGAGAUUCUGCGAAACAUUAUGCUUAGAUCAAACUUCAGGAUUUUAGCCCCAAUAUUGGCCCAAUUUGCUAUCACAGGUGAUUUCCCAGAUCGGGCCCAACAUAUUUUGUCGGGAACAACAAAACCUCUUGUAGUCUGACAUAAUCCACGACCAACAAUUUGGCCCUACAGUAGCCCUGCGAAGCCAAAAUGAAAAUGUUAGCAUGUUUAAUUUUUUCUUUUUAAGAUAUGUUUGUGUAGUCUGAUCAACGACAACUCUCCAACAGCACACCUUGACGACGACCAAUAGGAAUGCAUAUUGUGACCACCGCAUUGCCUCCCGUGCUUGCCAUUAGUCAACAUACCGUACUUGGUCACCGUUGUCAACAUUUAUUCACAAGAUACAAGGUACUUUUAUUGUCAAUUCUUCAAUAUGCGUAACACAUACAGAGGAUUGAAAUUACAGUACUCAAGGGCAUGCGGUGCUACAAAAGACAGUACAAAUAAUAUCGAUAUAAAAGCUAAAUAAACAAUAGUAUAUACAAUAUAAAAAGUAUUAAUUGAAUGUGCAAAUAUCAAAGGUCAGGUGACGUGUGCAACAUAGUCAAGGUCAGAGAACCAAGGCAAAUAAGACAUUUAUAAAUUAGAUGACAAAACCCCAAUGCUGCUGAAGUGGCAACCCCGAGUCUGGUGCAAGUGUGUGUGUGUGUGUGUGUGUGUGUGUGUGUGUGUGUGUGUGCGUGUGUGUGUGCGUGUGUGUGUGUGUGUGUGUGUGUGUGUGUGUGUGUGUGUGCGUGCGUGCGUGCGCGUGCGUGUGUGUGUGUGCAUCUACAUGUUUGCGAGGUGUCAGAGUUCAGGUGGGCAGAGGACAGAAGAAGUAGAGAGGGCAGAGAGUUCAGAUUCGUGACAGCCUGAUGAAUAAAUCUGUCUUUGAGUCGGCUAGUCCUGGCCCCCAGACUCCGCAGUCUCCUGCCUGAUGGCACGCGCACAAACCAAUGUUUACUGAAGCUUUAGAACAUGAUUUGACAGAACGCCAGCAUGUUUAUGUACAAACGAUAGUGUUAGCACUAGCUUGCUAGGCUACAUAACGUUUUGUUACCCGCUUGUGAGCCGUUUCGUAGUAAAAGUGAAUUAAACGUACGUGAACAUACCUCAAGCAGUCCUUGAAUGGAUAGCCCAAAACAUCAUCUCCCGAGCACCCGGUGACACUGCACUUUUUUUUCCUCUUUUUGUUCUUUUUUCCCCAACAUUGCCGCAGUGAUGCACUGUUUGACAACAACUUGGUGUCUCCAUGGUAACAAGUGUAUCUGGUUGUGGUGAAAGGUGACAUAUUUUCUGGUCACGCAUCCCCGAAAGUGUUUGAUUUGAAGCCCAGUGAUCGUAAAAGAUGUGAUACGCUGGUAUCGGAAUACAUGUCGUGUAGUGUUUAGAGCGUCGGCCCCACAGUUCUGAAGAGCGGGGUUCAAUCCCCGACCCCGCCUGUGUGGAGUUUGCAUGUUUUCCCCGUGCCUGUGUGGGUUUUCUCCGGGCACUCCGGUUUCCUCCCACAUCCCCAAAACAUGCCUUAAUUGGAGACUCUAAAUUGCCCGUAGGUGUGAAUGUGAGUGCGAAUGGUUGUUUGUUUGUAUGUGCCCUGCAAUUGGCUGGCAACCAGUUCAGGGUGUACCCCGCCUCCUGCCCGAUGAUAGCUGGGAUAGGCUACAGCACGCCCGCGACCUUUGUGUGGAUAAGCGGCUCAGAAAAUGGAUGGAUGGAUGAAUGUCGUGUAGUGUUGCCACUGUUUCACCGAGAUACAGCAAAUUUUUAUGGCAGUAGUCAGGCGCAAUCGUGAAAGAUCAAAUUUGUCUUGUAGUUUGAGCCAGACAUUAGAAAAGAUUAAAAAGGCAUUUACCACCAUUUUUCACUUCUCAUGAACUAGUUGGUUUGAUGUGAAAUUGUCAACUGUGUUAUAAUGUUCCUGCGCACACUGAAUCAUAGUCUAGUGUUCAUUAGCGAGUCGGAUCUGUGCUCACUUAUUACUGCUACAGCGGAGGCAGCACCUACUAAUCUGUAAAUACUCUCUCUUGAAGAAGUUUCAGUCAAAAUAAUUUUUAAGUUUCUUGUUCAUUCCAAGUGGAACUUCUUGUUAACUGUUUGCGGGGCACAUUCACGUGUUUGCAGCUGCUAUUUUGACAGUAUUGACGCAUAUUGUUGAAACACACAGAAAAAAGCUCGGUAUCACGAAAUUACAUGAAAAUAAUCCCUUAAUAAUGUGAAAAUGUAUUGUUCGAACAAUAUCUUUAAACUCAUCACAUAAUUUCAGUAUGUAUGUCCCUCCAGCUGAUCAAUGAGGAACAAUGGUGCCUGAAAAGGUCAGAUCCUUUCUUUCUUCAGUACGUUACCCAUGCAUUUCAAAAUACUUCUCAAAGUAUGCAUACUAAUACAGUGAAUAUAAAAAGUCUACACAUACCUGUUCAAGUGCCAGGUUUUUGUAAUAUUAAAAAAAAUGUGAUCAAGAAAAAUCAUUUUAAAAUUUUUUCCACAAUUAAUGUGACUUAUAACCUGAAAAACUCAAUUGAAAAAAAAUAUAUUUUUGAGAAAGGAGGUAAAAAUAUAAACAACUGAGAAAAUGUGGUUGCACAUGUGUGCACACCCUCUUAUAACUGUGGUUGUGUUCAGAAUGAUCAUUGGAAUCACCUUAUACCGUAUUUUCACGACCAUAGGGCAGUCUCAGUUACAGGGGUCUAUUUCUGUAUUUAACACAUACAUAAGGCACACCCUAUUAUUGGGCGCAGGUAUGGUAAAACAUAUGCUAGCUUAAAACAUACGGUAGCAUGCAUGCACGCUAAAACAAUUUAUAACAUUUAUAGAUGUUGAAACUCGGUGCACACAUAAGGCGUGCCGCAUUAUAAGGCGCCCCAUCCAUUUUGGAGAAAAUUUAAGACUUUUAAGUGUGCCUUAUGGUCGUGAAA
Molecule: messenger RNA, 5899 nt
Organism: Phycodurus eques (leafy seadragon)
Lineage: Eukaryota; Metazoa; Chordata; Actinopteri; Syngnathiformes; Syngnathidae
Product: aryl hydrocarbon receptor-like
Biological process (GO): regulation of transcription by RNA polymerase II
Cellular component (GO): aryl hydrocarbon receptor complex; nucleus
Molecular function (GO): nuclear receptor activity; transcription cis-regulatory region binding; protein dimerization activity
Source: RefSeq, a predicted model, not a curated record